Hemiscyllium ocellatum (epaulette shark) is the source of this 1014-nucleotide messenger RNA. Its product is annotated as G-protein coupled receptor 26-like. Lineage: Eukaryota; Metazoa; Chordata; Chondrichthyes; Orectolobiformes; Hemiscylliidae. Gene Ontology annotation, cellular component: membrane. Gene Ontology annotation, molecular function: G protein-coupled receptor activity. Gene Ontology annotation, biological process: adenylate cyclase-activating G protein-coupled receptor signaling pathway. The coding region runs from base 1 to 1014 and encodes 337 amino acids. The transcript is spliced from 3 exons. The record is from RefSeq and is a predicted model, not a curated record.
AUGGACACCGCGGAGGUGAUACUAUCGCUCUUCCUGGGAAUUCUGAUGGUCGUGUCGUUGCUGUCCAAUGUCCUGGUGCUGAUCUGCUUUCUGUCCAGUGCUGAAAUCCGGAAACAGGUCCCUGGGAUGUUCAUCAUUAAUUUGACUCUCAGUAACUUGUUGACGACUGUGCUGAACAUGCCGUUGACUUUAGUGGGGAUCAUCAAUAAGGAGCAGCCGGGAGCUGACUCCGUCUGCCGACUGGUAGGCUUUUUGGAGACUUUUCUGGUAACCAACUCCAUGCUAAGCAUGGCUGCUCUCAGUACUGAUCGAUGGAUUGCGGUGGUUUUCCCUUUAAGUUACAAUUCCAAGAUGCGUUACAAGGACGCUGCCAUCAUGCUGGGUUACACGUGGUUUCACUCUCUGUCCUUUCCUAUUGUGGCAAUCUGUCUAUCCUGGGUCGGAUACAGCCACCUAUACGCCUCCUGCACUCUCUGCCAGACCCGAACUGACGAUCAGACCCAAUUUGUGGUUUUUACGGUAGUUUUUCACGCCCUCAGUUUUCUCCUUUCGUUAAUAGUGCUAUGUUUCACCUAUCUGAAAGUGCUGAAAGUGGCGCGAUUUCACUGCAAGCGGAUAGAUGUAAUCACCAUGCAAACGCUAGUGUUACUGGUGGACAUUCAUCCAAGUGUAAGACAACGCUGCCUGGAAGAACAGAAACGGCGAAGACAGAGAGCAACUAAGAAGAUCAGUACUUUCAUCGGUACCUUUAUACUCUGCUUUGCACCUUAUGUCAUUACGAGGCUGGUGGAAUUGGCUGUGUCAACACCAAUCAAUCCAUACUGGGGAAUUCUUUCCAAAUGUUUGGCUUAUGGCAAGGCUGUUUCAGACCCCUUUGUAUACUCUCUGCUGCGUCAUCAAUACAAGAAGACAUGGAUGGACAUUAUUAAUAGACUGCUUAAACGGAGCUCUUUAAACUCCUCGGCACUAACAGGUGAAACACCAAACAGCAAUUUUGUACAAACAACUGAAUGA